AGUCUAACCUCCUGUGUUGAUGCAUGAAUGCUGGUACCCACUUACAGGGAUGCCAGAUGAUCAGUGCAGAAUGAAGGUCCCAAGAGAGGAUCACAUGGCUCUCUCUGCCCUGUGACGUCACUAGCAGAUGGCAUGGGUACCAGCUCUGGCAGUUGGCAUCAAUGUCACUUUUUAGAGAUCAAUGAGAUAGUGCAGAUACACACAGAUCUAGAGGCUCCAGGAGACGAUGCGACACUCAGCCUGAAAAGAUUUGGAAGAUCCAAAAUGAAAACUGAUUAUUGAAUGAAAUUAAAACCUAAGGUAAAUUAAGGUUAAAGAACCAUGUUAACACUACCGUUUGACGAGUCUGUCGUAAUGCCCGAAUCCCAGAUGUGCAGAAAGUUUGCUAGACAAUGUGAGGACCAGAAACAAAUUAAGAAACCAGAGAGCUUUCCAAAACAAGUUGUCCUUCGAGGAAAGAGCAUUAAAAGGGCCCCUGGAGAAGAAACCGAGAAAGAAGAGGAGGAAGAAGACAGAGAGGAAGAGGAUGAGAAUGGCUUGUCCAGAAGGAGGGGGCUCAGGAAAAAAAAGACCACCAAACUACGACUGGAAAGGGUCAAGUUCAGGAGACAGGAAGCUAAUGCGCGCGAGAGGAACCGGAUGCACGGCCUCAAUGAUGCUCUGGACAAUUUGCGAAAAGUGGUCCCCUGUUACUCUAAAACCCAAAAACUGUCCAAAAUAGAAACUUUACGGCUGGCCAAGAAUUACAUCUGGGCACUUUCUGAAAUUCUGAGGAUUGGCAAGAGACCAGAUCUGCUCACGUUCGUCCAAAACUUAUGCAAAGGUCUUUCCCAGCCAACUACAAACUUGGUGGCAGGCUGCUUACAGCUCAACGCCAGAAGUUUCCUGAUGGGUCAGGGUGGGGAGGCUGCCCACCACACAAGGUCACCCUACUCCACAUUCUACCCACCCUACCACAGCCCUGAGCUGGCCACUCCCCCAGGGCAUGGGACUCUUGAUAAUCCCAAGUCCAUGAAACCCUACAAUUACUGCAGUGCAUAUGAAUCCUUCUAUGAAAGUACCUCCCCUGAGUGUGCCAGCCCUCAGUUUGAAGGCCCCUUAAGUCCUCCCCCAAUUAACUAUAAUGGGAUAUUUUCCCUGAAGCAAGAAGAAACCUUGGACUAUGGCAAAAAUUACAAUUAUGGCAUGCAUUACUGUGCAGUGCCACCCAGGGGUCCCCUUGGGCAGGGUGCCAUGUUCAGGUUGCCCACCGACAGCCACUUCCCUUACGACUUACAUCUGCGCAGCCAAUCUCUCACUAUGCAAGAUGAAUUAAAUGCAGUUUUUCAUAAUUAAUGAGGAAAAUGAAAAUAAACAGUGGUCAUUCACCUCCCACUCUAAUUAAGACAAAGCAGAUGCUUGUGGGCUGAGUAAUUGGCACAACUCUAUCUAAGGUGUUUACUAGUUUCUGAAGUGUGUUUCAAAGAUUGUGACCAUUUUCUAUGUCAUAAUAAAUCCCUUUUCGUAUGAGAACUUCCUUCCCUUCCCUCUUGUCUGUAUCACACUGUGAUUCUCUCUCUCUCUCUCUCUCUCUCUCUCUCUCUCUUUCUCUCUCUCUCUCUCUCUCUUACUGGCAGGAUUUUUCUUUCUUGUUUUAGUUUCUUUCAAAUUCACUUAAUUUGUUUGAACAAGGUGUCUAAGAUGUUGCUGAAUAAAGACAUGCACACAGCAUACUUCAAUGUCUACUUUCAGUUGUACAGUUACGAUGAAAAUGCAUGUUAUAAAAAUCAGAUGAGUAAAAUGUGUUUAUAAUUACUAGGAUUCAUAUAUGUAUCUCUGAAAUUUUAGUUUUUAAAAUAUUAAGAGCUAACCAUGAAAUUAAAAGGUGCAUUUGGGGAUGCACAACAGUAUCAAAAGCUAUGCAAUUUUCUGUUUAUUAGGGACAAAAAUAAGUGUAUUCAGUUGGUAACAACUAUUCCUCUUCAAGCAUUUUCAGAGGAGGAAACACGGUAUUUGGGGGAGGUUAUCAGUGUCAUAAUUUGGGGACAAUUAAUUCAAUCAUGAAGAAAAAAAAUAUUAGCACUUGUUUUGUAUUGUUCAGGAUUUUUCUGUACAGGUUUGUUACAGUGUAUAAUUGUGUUUUCCAUCCUACAGUUUAAAAGCAAUUAAACAUAGAUAUUUCCACUUA
Molecule: messenger RNA, 2167 nt
Organism: Mus caroli (Ryukyu mouse)
Lineage: Eukaryota; Metazoa; Chordata; Mammalia; Rodentia; Muridae
Gene: Neurod6
Product: neuronal differentiation 6
Biological process (GO): positive regulation of transcription by RNA polymerase II; axon development; sensory organ development
Cellular component (GO): nucleus
Molecular function (GO): DNA-binding transcription factor activity, RNA polymerase II-specific; protein dimerization activity; E-box binding
Source: RefSeq, a predicted model, not a curated record